Molecule: messenger RNA, 1135 nt
Organism: Selaginella moellendorffii
Lineage: Eukaryota; Viridiplantae; Streptophyta; Lycopodiopsida; Selaginellales; Selaginellaceae
Exons: 6
Coding region: 103-891 (262 amino acids)
Cellular component (GO): intracellular membrane-bounded organelle
Source: RefSeq, a predicted model, not a curated record
CAAUCAAUUCGAGCUCCGGAUCACGCCAGGUGUGCCUUUGGUCUUUUCUUCCUCCUGUGGCAGGGAUUUCACUCAGGGAAUGCGACUGGGAUUGUCGCGGCCAUGACAGUGGAGGUGGUUGUGGAAAAUGGAGGCGCCGAGGCGUCGCCGGCGGCCAAGAUUGUCACGCUGGAUGUUAAGCGGCAAGGCUCUGCCGAGAUUAACGUUACUCCCAAUCCUUCCAUGGAGGAUGAGGGCGAUAGGAUCGAUCUAGUCAGAGAUUCCGAAGGGAGAUGGGUCGUGCGGUGGUGGAAGGCUCGAAUUUCACGGCCUUUCAUGCUUAUCGUUCGCAGAGGAACUGAGCCCAGGCAACUUGCCUUUUCUGCCGCUUUAGGCGUGACACUGGGAGUUUUCCCGAUCUAUGGUGUGACGUUAUUUUUGUGUGCGAUCGCAGUUUGCGUUCUCAGAUCCAGAUGCCACGCUCCAACUUUGAUGCUCACGAAUUUCGUUGCUACUCCACUAGAGCUCGCGCUGUUGAUCCCUUUCCUGCGGCUGGGAGAAUGGCUAACGAACGGUGGACACAUAAUGCUCUCGUCCAACGCUCUCUGGAAGGCCGUUACUGGAAAAGCCACCAAAUCUAUACUUUUAAGCCUUCUCCAUGCGCUUGUUGGCUGGGCUGUCGCAGCACCUGCGAUCAUGGCCCUCCUGUAUUUCUGUUUCUUGCCCAUAUUCAGCUGUUUGAUCCGGAGAUACGGAGCAAAAACAGACCCCGGUCUUCAGAUUGGACUUCUCGAAGAGGAAGAGCAGUCGAGGGAUACUUCAAGCUAUCGUUUCUCUUCACUAGGAGCUGAUUCGUCCUCCUCGUCGGUGCCUUUCUCUGGUGCCGCUGGCGGAGGAUUAACCAAGAGUUGAAGACCAUAGAGCGCCAAUCCAAUGGCGUCGGCAGCGAACACAAAGGUAGCGAGGUAACAUAUCCCACUUAUAAUAGUUCUGCAUGAGACGAGAAAACAGAAAGAACGGUUUCGAGAGUCAGUGACAAGGAAGAACUCAGGUACGAAAGAGUACCUCACAGUCACCGCAAUGUUCCUUGUCUGUGGUGAUCAAGGCACAAACAUGUCAGCGGCAGAAACUUGCAUCAAAGUUUUCACUUACAGCA